UUCAAAAAUCUACACUCUGUAAGUAUCACAUCCUGUGUGGCUGUAAAUGCUAGACUAAGAAAGAGCUGAUGACUUUCAGAAGAUGAAAACAAGUAGGACAUUCUGAAAGGACUAUAUGAGAACCCAGCGUUAAAACCUCCUGGGAAUUUCUGAGAGCUCAGCUGGAGCAGACAAGCAGGUCCGCAGGCACAGCGCCAUCAUGUUGUCACAACCAAUGACCAAUGAAACCGUUGUAAUUGUCACGUCAAAUAGAAUCAACUUGUCCCAGACAGAGAAUCCCAAGUCCACCAACCAGGGGCAGGAUAUCCUGAAGAAAUUAAAGGCAGAAAUUAAAGUUUUGGGGACCAUCCAGAUACUGUGUGGGGUGAUGGUGUUGAGUUUGGGAAUCAUUCUGAAAUCUGCUUCAUUCCGUCCACCAUUCACCCAAGUGUUUUCCCCCCUGUUGCAGGCUGCUUACCCGUUCCUAGGAGCCUUGUGUUUUGUCAUUUCUGGAUCUCUGUCAAUCAUCACGGAGAAAAAGUCAACUAAGUCUUUGGUUCAUAGCAGCCUGGCUGCAAACAUUCUGAGCUCUCUGUCUGCUCUAGUGGGUUUCGUUCUUCUCUCUGUCAACCUGGCCACUUUGAGUCCUGCCUUACGGAUGUGUUACUUGAACCACGAGAAUGUACCAUCAGAACACCACGGUUUUAACUACUAUGAUUCUAUCACAGAUGACUCUUCCAGGUCCUGCCCCAUUACCAUCAGUCUUCUGGCUGGAAUGCUGUCCAUGACGAUGAUUUGUACCAUGCUGGAGCUGGGCUUAGCUGUGCUUGUGGCUGUGAUUUGGUGGAAACAGGCUCACUCUGACUUCCCUGAUAGUGUGCGUUUUCUGACUCUGAGUCAUAAGAAUAAAUCUGGCAUAAUCACAAAGGCAACUAUCGACUCUGGAUAUGAAGAACUAUUGACUUCUUAGGGGGAAAAUAUUCAUCAGAAAUUUGGUCUUCAUGAUAAUGUAUGAAAAUCAACCAAAGAAAUCCAACCAAAGAAAACAAAGUUGGAGUUCCCUGAAAUGUAGUUUUAUGUAAUAAACAUAAAAAAAUAAAAAACA
Messenger RNA from Rhinolophus ferrumequinum (greater horseshoe bat), 1084 nucleotides. Its product is annotated as membrane-spanning 4-domains subfamily A member 6A. Bases 200 to 949 code for a protein of 249 amino acids. The transcript has 7 exons. The record is from RefSeq and is a predicted model, not a curated record. Gene Ontology annotation, cellular component: plasma membrane; trans-Golgi network. Gene Ontology annotation, biological process: cell surface receptor signaling pathway. NCBI's taxonomy places the organism in Eukaryota, Metazoa, Chordata, Mammalia, Chiroptera, Rhinolophidae.